Messenger RNA from Anisakis simplex (herring worm), 1218 nucleotides. The record is from the annotation of a GenBank genome assembly. Lineage: Eukaryota; Metazoa; Nematoda; Chromadorea; Rhabditida; Anisakidae.
AUGCAAGAGCAACCUCUACUAUCGUUGAAAUUCCUCUUUAUCUUCAUUCCCGUUUGCUGUCUAUUUGCAUUCACCACUUGCGAUUUACCUGAACAAAUCUCUGCGAUUGAUGCAGCACAAGCGGAUUUUGCUUUGUUGCUUCUAAAAACCGGUGGAAACGAACAGAAAAGCAUUGUCAUAUCACCGUUAUCUGUGGCUUCGACACUCGCAGUAAUUUAUGGCGGGGCUGGUGGAGAAACCCGUAAACAACUGAAACGGCUCCUGGCAAAAAAUGCAUCAGACACUUCAUUACGGAGCUAUUUUGCACCGUUCGAAUCGAACGCGUCCAAUGAAGACAGCGAAGGGAAUUUCCAGCUGAAGUGUGCCAAUAAAAUUUUUAUUGGAGAUGAUGUCCAACUUCUCGCGCAUUUUGUUCAAUUCAUCAGUAUAAAUUAUCCAAAAAUGAUGGAAAAAGUGGAUUUCAGUCGAUCGAAAGAGAUUGCAAAAGUGCUUUCAAAUGUUCAGGAAAUAAAUGAGUGGAUCGAGCAAAAAACUGACUCAAAGAUACGGAAUCUUGUGAAUGCGAAAAUGUUCAGUCCAUCCACGUUGAUGACCGUAGUGAAUGCAGUGUUCUUUAAAGCGAAGUGGCGUAAUGCUUUCUCAGAGAAGUUCACGAAAAUCAGCAAUUUUCACGAGAGCGAGCAUAAGCACAGACAGGUUGAAAUGAUGGUGAAGGACGGUGGUUUUCCGUAUUAUGAGAACGAAUAUGUUCAAGUGAUUGGAUUGCCGUAUAAGUCAACAGAAACAUCUAUGUACAUCAUUCUUCCGAAGAACAAAUUCGGAUUGUUAAACUUCGAGCAAUCAGUCAGUGGUGAAGAUCUUCUCCAACUGAUAAGCAAUUGCACAUGGAAUGCCGUUCAUUUGGAAUUGCCGAAGUUCCGAAUCGAAGAAGAAUUCGAGCUGUCAAGUGCACUUCAGCAAAUGGGUUUAAGUGAUGCGUUCAGCGCCGAUACUGCGGAUUUUUCAGAAAUGACCAACUCAAAAUUGUAUAUAUCGAAAGUUCUCCACAAAACCUUUAUUGAUGUCAACGAAAACGGAACGGAAGCAACGAGUGGUACGGUGUUGACGUUGUUCGGUGAUAGACUAUCGGAGCCUCGUUUAAAAUUCAUUGCCAACCAUCCGUUUCUGUUUGCCGUCGUCACAAAUUAUCAUAUUCUGUUCAUCGGACGUUCACAUUAA